Cladocopium goreaui is the source of this 1661-nucleotide messenger RNA. NCBI's taxonomy places the organism in Eukaryota, Dinophyceae, Suessiales, Symbiodiniaceae. The record is from the annotation of a GenBank genome assembly.
CAAUCGGUCAGCAGUUUUUGCUGUGUCCUGCGUGUUGACUUUUGGAUCUCAUGAUGCUAAGCCAGUUCGAGACCGACGCAACUCGAACUCGCAUUGAAAUGGGUGCAACGCUUGUGAGCUCUGGGAAGCACGCGCACAAGGCGGAGCCAGAGGAACAACCGGACAGUGAUGCAGAGACAGAGAAGGACUUCAACUUCACUACAGGCAUUUCCUCACUACAUCACAUGGCAGAUGAAGAGGAGGGUUCUGGAGGGGAGAAGUCGACGGUUGAUGCGCUGGUGAAGCCAUGGACCUCCGUGCACUCCUCGCGCGCGGCACAUGACGCAGCCCUGUUUUGGGGAACACUAUAUUCCCCUCCAGCACCUAUGUUGCGACCUGCCCGCGUCCUGUGUGUGGCUCGAAGGUACAAUCGCAAGGACAAAUAUGUCGACUUUGUGGGGGAGUAUCACCUGGACCUCAUUCAGGAAUUUGGGGGGGCACCAAUCAUGGUGCCAAGGACGGUGGGCACACUUAGCAGUCUCCUGGAAUAUCUGCCAAUGGAUGGAUUGUUAGUUGUGGAAGGCAAUGACAUUUCCGAUGAUGUCCUGAGAAAGUACCAAUGUUCGAUCCCCCAAAGAUUGGAAGGAGAGGCUGCAGAAAAGUUUGCCAGCGACACUGAAUUCGACAUCUCGAAAGACGAGCUGGAAUGCGCUUUGAUGCGCUUUGCUCUCAUGUCGGGAUGUCCCAUCCUGGGUCUUUGCCGUGGAUCUCAGAUGUUGAAUGUCUUGAGAGGCGGCACACUUUAUGGAGAUCUGGCGGCCGAAACUGGCACAACCAUUCAACACUUGCAACCCAAUGGGCCUACAUACGACAGCUUCCGUCAUCCCAUCGCCGUACACAAGCACACACCACUGGCGACAUGGUUUCAAGAUACCCUGGGAGACGAAGGAGGUGAGCUCAUGGUCAACUCCUAUCAUCACCAGGGCUCCAGGGAGUUGGGCAAGGGGCUCCUGGAGAUGGCGUGUGCCCCUGAUGGCAUCACCGAGGCCUUCUAUGAUGAGAAGUAUGAUCCUGAGAACGGAAACUAUCUGGUGGGCUUGCAGUUUCAUCCUGAACGCAUGUUGGGAGACUACCCUGGCUGCAAACGCGUCUAUGAGAAUUUCCUGCGUGCAUGUUGCACCUUCCGACAGCGAGCAGAUUCUUUUGAUCAGUGAUCAGCGAUCCUAUCAGUUGGAACUUUGAGAGUUUUUGGAUCUUUUCGAUCCUUUGCCGUCCUUUGGAACGCAAAUGUUGGCUAACGCUGACGUUCCCGGGGACGCAAAGACAAGAGAGCUCUGUCAAAGCAUUUUGCAUGCGGGAACUGCAAAUGAUCUGCGCUGCCACAGCUGGGGACAGCACGGCGCGCAACCUGAAGGGGUCCCUGAGAGGCCCCAUUCUGAGGCCAGUUUGAAUGUUUAAAGAGUCGGCAGUCGGCAACCUGGUGGCCAUAUGGAUGGCCACCCCACGGCCAUUUAAUGUUUAGAGGUCCAGGUUCUGGUGCAUGCCCGAAUGCGGAAUUUUUAGACAAGGAACUUCCUCCAUGUAUAGCGGCGCCCAUUUUGAGAGCGCUGAGUGAGAUGACAGCGACGAGGUUGCUUCAUCCUGAACUUCGGCCAUUCAUAGGGUGCGGAACGCGUUUGUGG